CCGGCUCCUGGUUACUCUCUAGCUUACUCAUUGCUGGGCGGUGGGGGAGGGCGCACCUCGUGGUGGCGGCGAAGGCAGCCGCUUGCUUGCGCUUGCCUCACUUCGCCAGGCACAAGUUACAGAACAAAGAAAGCAGCAGCAGCCCGAGCGCGCCGCUCUCAAGUUACUUGUCUCAGCUCCCCGCCGGGGCCGGAGGACCCUGGCCAUUCCGCCCUCUCGACGCCCUCCCUCAGAAACAACUUGCCGGAGAGUUGUUGUGUGGAGGUUUGUGGGGGUUUUUUUUGGUCUCCCACCGCCGCAUUUCCCCCCAAGUUUCUCUUUGCUCCCCCUCUCCCGUUUCUGAAAUAGAAGGAAUCUUCCAGGAUUGGGCAGAAGGAGUUUCCAGGCACCAAGAUGAAAAGUAAAAAAAAUGCUGCUGUUGCAAUAUCAGGCAGUGAGACAGAGGACGAUGACAGCAUGGAUGUCCCUCUGGAUCUUUCCUCUUCUGCAAGCUCAGUCAAGAGGAGGAGGCGGGGUAACCUGCCCAAGGAAUCGGUGCAGAUUCUUCGGGAUUGGCUCUAUGAGCACCGCUUCAAUGCUUAUCCUUCAGAGCAAGAAAAAGCACUACUGUCAAGACAGACGCACCUCUCCACACUACAGGUCUGCAACUGGUUUAUCAAUGCACGCCGCAGGCUUUUGCCUGACAUGCUGAGGAAGGACGGGAAGGACCCAAAUCAGUUCACCAUCUCACGAAGAGGGACCAAGAUGGCUGACGGCAGCCCGGUGGAAUUCUCCAUUGGCACAAAAAACUGCAUUCCACUGAUCGAGAGCUCGUUCCUCUCCGGUAGCACAGGACCAAACAAGACUUGCAAAUCUUCUUCCUUGGGAUCCGUUUUGGCUCGGCCAUCAGUAAUUUGCCACACCACCGUAACUGCACUGAAAGAUGCUCCUUUCCAUUUUGGCCAACCGGGUGGCACUGUUCAGACCCCGGAUGACCUGCAGCGGGCUUCCCCUACCAACUUCACAGACAACUCCCAUCUAUACCACGAGGAUGUGUCUAAGCUGGGACCUGGUACAAAUGCACAGAGUGGGCUUUUCAACACUCCCCCACCGACCCCUCCAGACCUCAACCAGGAUUUUAGUGGGUUUCAGCUCCUGGUGGAUGUUGCACUGAAACGGGCUGCAGAGAUGGAGCUGCAGGCAAAACUCAUGAUAUAAAACAUUCUUCAUAUUUGCCCCCCCGGGGCAGGGAUAUAACGGAAAGAUGUGGCAAUUGUCUACAUGGUAUCAAAGACUUAACUGCAUUUUUUAAUUAAUCUUAUUUGCACAAGGGAUUGCUGAAAUGAAGCUUCCUGCCACUGAAGUGGUUUUCAGUGGGAUAUGGUCAUUCCAAGAAUUAUAGACUUAAAGCUACUGUAGAAACAAAAGGGUUUUCUUUAUUUCUUUUCUUUUUUAAAAAAUAAAUGUUUUGUAGUAGGGUUUUUUUUUCAUAAUGUGAGAUGAUUCCCAAUAUCAUGUGAUUUUGUUUUGUUAUUAUUUUCAUUGUUUUUUUUCCUCUCCAGACUGUGCAAUAUUUAGAAACAAGAUUAGUCUUCAUAUCAUUCCCACGUGGAACAAAAUAUACCAACAGGCUGUCUUAAAAAACAAAUUCAAGAUUUUAAAACAUGUUUGAAUUUGAAUGAUUAUGCUUUUUCAUGAUGUAAUAAAAUAUUUUCUUUAA
Messenger RNA from Podarcis raffonei (Aeolian wall lizard), 1699 nucleotides. RefSeq names its product TGFB induced factor homeobox 1 (gene TGIF1). Gene Ontology annotation, biological process: regulation of transcription by RNA polymerase II. NCBI's taxonomy places the organism in Eukaryota, Metazoa, Chordata, Lepidosauria, Squamata, Lacertidae. The transcript has 3 exons. The record is from RefSeq and is a predicted model, not a curated record. The coding region runs from base 394 to 1197 and encodes 267 amino acids. Gene Ontology annotation, molecular function: RNA polymerase II cis-regulatory region sequence-specific DNA binding; DNA-binding transcription factor activity, RNA polymerase II-specific.